GUUUACCAUAUUCAAUGAGGUUGGCCGGAUUUCCACUGGGACUUUUGCUUUUAAUCGGAGUGGCAUACGUAACAGAUUAUUCCAUGAUACUCUUGAUUAAAGGAGGAUCAAUGUCUGGAACAAACACAUACCAGUCUCUGGUCAGCAAGACAUUUGGGUUCCCAGGAUAUUUUCUUCUGUCAGUCCUCCAAUUUUUAUAUCCUUUCGCAGCAAUGAUCAGCUAUAAUAUAGUAACUGGAGACAUUCUGCCAAAAAUAAUUCAGCGUAUUCCUGGAGUUUCUCAUGACAGUUGGUACGUUGAUCGUCAUGUUGUGAUAGUGCUCAGCACCGCUGUGAUUACACUGCCCAUUGCCCUGUAUCGCAAUAUGGAAAAGCUGGGAAAGGUUUCCUUAUUAUCCCUGCUUUUAACAUUCACUGUACUGGUGAUUAUCAUCGUGAGAGCAACGUCUUUGACUUCAGAAAUACCCCAUACAGAAGAUGCCUGGGACUUUGCUAGGUCAAAUGCAAUGCAAGCAGUUGGUGUCAUGUCCUUUGUCUUCAUGUGCCACCAUGCUUGCUUUCUUAUAUACGGCUCCCUGGAAAAGGCCACGGUCGGCAACUGGUCCCGUAUUACCCACGUGUCAAUGUUGCUCUCGCUGUUCAUCAGUUUGCAGUAUUCUGUCUUUGGAUAUGUGUCCUUCACAGGAUUCACUCAGGGAGAUCUGUUUGAGAAUUACUGCAGAGAGGACAACCUGGCCACAAUUGGACGAUUCUGUUACGCAAUAACGAUUAUUCUGACAUACCCCAUGGAAUGUUUUGUGGCAAGAGAGGUCAUUUCAAACGUCUUCUUCGGUGGCAAUCUUCCAUACCCUCUGCAUUUAGCCGUGACUGUUGCAAUUGUGUCCCUGACCACAGCUGUAUCGUUGGUGUAUGACUGCCUAGGAAUGUUUUUGGAAUUAAAUGGAGUCCUAAGUGCCACUCCUCUGGUGUUCAUUAUUCCCCCUGCUUGUUAUCUGAAACAGUCUGAAAAGCCCUGGUACCAUUUGGAUAAUGCCAUGCCCCUUCUAAUUUUGCUACUUGGUGUGGUCAUAAUGCCAGCUGGAUUCAUCAUGGCGAUCUUGUAUCCACAGGAGUGCAGUCAUGGUAAUGAAAUGUUCUACUGCUUGUCUGCUAAUUCCACAUUGAAUAUGACAUUUGGUUCUACCAAAUGAAUGAUUUUAAUAUCAGUGCACUGACUGGAAAAGGGAAACCCAGACCUUCUGUAACAAACCCUCAUGGAACUCAGCUCAAACACCCAAGCCUGAUCUACUAACUGGAAAAAUGCCAACACUGGGUGCAGCAAAUUUCAUUGAUAUCCCAAUGUAUCAAAUUGUCUGUGUGGUUUAUUAUUAUAUAAUACACAAGAGCCAUGAAUAUCCUGUCAAUGAUAUCCUUAUA
Messenger RNA from Xenopus tropicalis (tropical clawed frog), 1416 nucleotides. It is a transcript of the gene slc38a11, whose product is annotated as solute carrier family 38 member 11. NCBI's taxonomy places the organism in Eukaryota, Metazoa, Chordata, Amphibia, Anura, Pipidae. The record is from RefSeq and is a predicted model, not a curated record. Bases 15 to 1190 code for a protein of 391 amino acids. Gene Ontology annotation, biological process: L-alpha-amino acid transmembrane transport. Gene Ontology annotation, cellular component: membrane. The transcript has 10 exons.